Messenger RNA from Alnus glutinosa, 1713 nucleotides. Its product is annotated as hsp70 nucleotide exchange factor FES1. The transcript is spliced from 8 exons. The coding region runs from base 208 to 1410 and encodes 400 amino acids. NCBI's taxonomy places the organism in Eukaryota, Viridiplantae, Streptophyta, Magnoliopsida, Fagales, Betulaceae. The record is from RefSeq and is a predicted model, not a curated record.
AGCGCACGAUCCCUGAUCAACGGUAUAGGUUCUACGAGAUGACGUGUAAUUUUGCUCGCUCGUCGAAGCUCGAAAGGGGUUAAUCAGCGACCCUGAGAAACCCCGAGGAUUAAAGAAAAAAAAAAAAAAGAAAGAGGAGAAUUAAUCGUAUCUUGCAGUUCCAGGUUCCAAUCCAGCAGUCCUACGAGGAGGAAGAUAAUUCAAGAUAUGGGACGGAGUCUAGCAAGCUUUGCGCUGUGGCUAAUGCUUUUACUUUCAUUGCUCCUUGGAUGGGCGGUGAUGGCUAGUGCAGAUCGUGCUCAUGAUAAUGGUAGUAAUAAGACUUCUUCGUCGGGAGCCUUAUUCUGGUCCACUGCAAAGGAGGAGGUGGAUCUGCUUCGCAACCCUCAAGCGCAGGAAGAUUCCACCGAGGCCGUCGCCUACGACGACUCCGACGGCGGCUUUUCUUCUCUCGAGGGAAUGUUACAGUGGGCUAUUGGUCAUUCAGAUCCUUUGAAAUUAAAGGAAACAUCUGAGGCUGUGCAGCGACUAUCUCCUAGUGAGCUAAAAAAGCGACAAAUUGAACUAAAGGAACUGAUGGAAAAGUUAAAAACGCCAUCGGAUGCACAGUUGAUGCAAAUUGCAAUAGAUGACUUGAAUAAUUCCUCUCUUUCUUUGGAAGAUCGCCAACGUGCCCUACAGGAACUUCUAGUGCUUGUUGAGCCAAUAGAUAAUGCAAAUGGUAGGUAUUUGAACAAACUUGGGGGCCUUGCCGUGGUUAUACAAGAACUUAAUAACCCUGAGCCUGAUAUAAGGAUGGUUGCUGCAUGGAUUCUUGGGAAAGCCAGUCAGAAUAACCCUGUUGUUCAGAGGCAGGUCCUGGAACUUGGGGCAUUGUCAAAGCUAAUGAAGAUGGUAAAAUCUAGUUCCGUGGAAGAAGCCAUCAAAGCAUUAUAUGCUGUUUCAGCUUUGAUCAGAAGCAAUUUGACCGGUCAGGAAUUGUUUUAUGCAGAAGCUGGAGAUAUUAUGCUUCAGGACAUUCUGAGCAAGUCAAGCAUUGAUAUCAGACUGCGCAGAAAAGCUGUGUCUCUCGUGGGUGAUCUGACAGAGUGUCAAUUAGAAAAUCUGGACAAAGCUGAGCUGCCUUUUUUCAGCAAUCGUUUUUUCUUGAAGUCUGUGGUAGAUCUAAUGGCAUCAGAUGAUCUUGAUCUACAGGAGAAGGCACUUGUUGCGAUUAAGAAUCUUCUGCAACUCAGGAUGCCUGAACCUCUGGUUUUCAAGGACUUUUGUGGUUUGGAUGGUGCAUUAGAGAGAACAAGGCGGCAACUCCAAAAUUUGAUGGCAGACAAAUAUCUCAAAGAUUACGCCAUGGAUGUGGAAAGCCUCCGCAGUGAAGUGGAACUGAUUUUCCAUAGAAAGAUGGGAAAGUGACAGGUGAUACGAGUUCCAACAUGAUGUUACAAGCGUCCUUCACCAACAUAUGGUUUCCAUCUGGCUGCUAUGCUGAUAAUUUAUGGAUCUAUGAAGUCAUUUUCAUACGGGAUUUCUACUAAAGAUAAGAGCUAUGUGCCCUUGUUUUUGUGGGUGCGGGGAAGUUGUUCUCGAUAGAUUAAGAAUUAGACUGACCUGUGAGUCUUUUUGGUGUUAUAGAUGGAAAAUAAGAAAGGUCAUGGAAGGAACUGAUUAAUGUAUAAUUGUAUAAUUGUCUGUUUUAUAUAUUUAUGAUUUGUGAUA